This is a messenger RNA of Trematosphaeria pertusa, 989 nucleotides long. RefSeq lists its product as uncharacterized. The transcript has a single exon. Bases 290 to 931 code for a protein of 213 amino acids. The record is from RefSeq and is a predicted model, not a curated record. Lineage: Eukaryota; Fungi; Ascomycota; Dothideomycetes; Pleosporales; Trematosphaeriaceae.
GCCGCAUGCCCAGGGAAAGAUUUCUGUGCUUGCAGAGAUAGCUGAUGUAGGAGACUGGGACCCGGGUGUCAGUGAGGAGGAUCAUGCGGCGAAGUAGGUGUGGAAGGGGAGAUGAAGAUCCUGGACUUCGAAGGUUGACGCCGAGCAGGGACAGGCAAAGCACAGAUACCAGUGGCGGAGUGAUCGACCAAGGCGGCUGUCAUCGAUGUAGCUCACUUAGAUCCAAGAGUUGUAGUCCCUCCCCACGUGUUUAUGCCAAUGUCAAGAACUCUUAGGUAUACCCGCUGUGAUGCUCCUCCAUAGCAGAUCUUUGGCGCGUGACUUAGCUAGGCCCCGAACACGCCAUACCUACCGCGUUACAUCGCAGGCCUCCCAUACCCGCCAAAGGCACAGAACCCAUGCCGCACAGCAACUAGCAGCAGAACUGUCCAUCCACUCAGCGUCCAAACUCACUAUCCGCGGAAAGCUGAGAAUAUGCGGUACGAGCAUGGAAAGGAAAUGUCGUACGAUAACCCUCGCACCCUCUCGCAUUACAUACUCCAACUUGCUUUCCUACCCGCAUACAUCUCAUCUGGGCACGACGCUAACAGCUGGACCCGGGCCCUGUACCCACCGUGUCUUCUUCCAAGGUUUCAUCCGCAUACGCUCCUCCUCCCCCCUCCACGUCACGUCCUGUCGUCUUUACUCGCUCACUCAUUCACUCACCGCUCAGCCUUCCAAAUCCACUAUGCAACACUACUGCAAGCGUCCCUCCCCCUCACCCUCUUGGCACCUCUCUGCCCAAAAGCAAAAGCCAAAAUAUCCGUCCGACCGCCUUCCCACCCAAAAAACCUUGGAAAAGCCCGCGGGCCAGUUCCUUGGUUCUUGCUGGGAAGAGAAGAAACUGGUUGCCGCCGUGAGAAGCCUUGGAACGCUGUUCCGCGGAAACUAAAGGGGGGCCCGGCGCCUAGGCUAAGACUAGAAAAGGCAUAAAUGUGGCGGUGCCGCCG